Messenger RNA from Dama dama (fallow deer), 1596 nucleotides. It is a transcript of the gene DNAJC9, whose product is annotated as DnaJ heat shock protein family (Hsp40) member C9. Gene Ontology annotation, molecular function: heat shock protein binding. Gene Ontology annotation, cellular component: nucleus; cytoplasm. The record is from RefSeq and is a predicted model, not a curated record. NCBI's taxonomy places the organism in Eukaryota, Metazoa, Chordata, Mammalia, Artiodactyla, Cervidae. The transcript is spliced from 5 exons. The coding region runs from base 120 to 839 and encodes 239 amino acids.
ACGCUAGAGCCUCGGGUUUUUUGCGCGGGAAAAGGUAGGAGCUCUUGAGCUCUACUCAGUGUAGCUGGGGUCAGCUGUUUUCGCUGAGGCCGCUGUCCCCCUUCGCACCGCUGUCUGCCAUGGGGCUUCUAGAACUGUGCGAAGAACUAUUCGGCACCGUAGACCUUUAUCAAGUAUUGGGCGUGCGGCGCGAGGCCUCAGACAGCGAGGUCCGACGCGGCUAUCACAAGGUGUCCCUGCAGGUGCACCCGGAUCGGGUGGGCGAGGGCGACAAGGAGGACGCCACUCGCCGCUUCCAGAUCCUUGGGAAGGUCUACUCCGUUCUGAGUGACAAAGAACAGAGAACAUUAUACGAUGAACAGGGAACAGUGGACGAGGAUUCUGAUGUGCUCAGCCAAGACCGGGACUGGGAGGCCUAUUGGAGAUUACUCUUUAAAAAGAUAUCUCUGGAAGACAUUCAGGCUUUUGAGAAGACAUACAAAGGUUCUGAAGAAGAGCUGACUGAUAUUAAACAGGCCUAUCUGGACUUCAAGGGUGACAUGGAUCAGAUUAUGGAGUCUGUGCUGUGUGUGCAAUACACAGAGGAACCCAGGAUAAGGCACAUUAUUCAACAAGCCAUUGAUGCUGGAGAGGUCCCAUCCUAUAAUGCCUUUGUCAAAGAAUCGAAGCAGAAGAUGAAUGCAAGGAAAAGGAGGGCUCAGGAAGAGGCUAAAGAAGCAGAAAUGAGCAGGAAGGAGUUGGGGCUUGAUGAAGGAGUGGAUAACUUGAAAGCAGCCAUUCAGGAGAUGAGCUCUCAUUCUUUCUUACUGAGAAAGCCUUGGAGAAGUAAGCCACCAUGACUACUGCAGCUACAAGAAACUGGAUGCUUCCAAAAACAUGAGCCUCAACAAGAGAACCAGCUCUGACCAACACCCUGAUUGCAGCCUUGUGAGAUCUUAAGUAAAGGACUAGCUGGCUGUUACUGGACUUCUAACUCACAGAUCUGUGAUACAAUAAAUGUGUAUUGUUUGAAGCUGCUAAGUUUGUGUUAAUAUUUUGUGCAACAUAGAAAACCAAUACAGACAAUUGUUAAGACAUUAAAUAUACAUUUAACCAUAUACUCUGACAGUUCCACUCCUAGAAAUCCACCCAAAAGAAAAGGAAAUAUAUGUCAAAAUAUAUACCUUGUACCCUAGUGUUCAUAAAAGCACUAAUAGACCAAAAAUGAAAAUAGUCCAAACAUCCAUCAACAGAUAAAUGGACAAACAAGUUGUGGAACAGUGGAAUACUACUUAGCAAUAAAAGGAAUAAAUUAUUGCCACAUGGAUGACUCUCAGAAAGAUUUAUACUGGGAGAAAGAAGAUGAUAAAAAAAAGAGUCAAUACAAUGUGAUUCCAUUUAAGCAGGUAAGUUGUCACUUAAGGAUAGUGGGUUGGGCAAGGGUAGGAGGGAGGGAUUACAAGGUCAUGAUUUUUGUGGGUAAUGGAUAUGUGCACUGUAUUGACUAUCCUAGUUACACGGCUGUAUAUACAUAAAUCAACUUAUUAAAUUAUAUACUUUAAGUUUUACUGGUUUAUUGUAUAUCAGUUCUUCAAUAAAGUGGUUUUUAAAAUGUAU